Metarhizium robertsii ARSEF 23 is the source of this 5121-nucleotide messenger RNA. RefSeq names its product 3-oxoacyl synthase. The record is from RefSeq and is a predicted model, not a curated record. Gene Ontology annotation, biological process: secondary metabolite biosynthetic process; fatty acid biosynthetic process. NCBI's taxonomy places the organism in Eukaryota, Fungi, Ascomycota, Sordariomycetes, Hypocreales, Clavicipitaceae. Gene Ontology annotation, molecular function: fatty acid synthase activity; 3-oxoacyl-[acyl-carrier-protein] synthase activity; phosphopantetheine binding. The transcript is spliced from 6 exons. Bases 1 to 5121 code for a protein of 1706 amino acids.
AUGAAACUGCGUGUCGCAAACUUCCUCCUCUUUGGGGAUCAGACCGUAGAGAAGCUCCCAGCCAUUCGGCACCUGGUGAGCCAUGGCGCGUCCUCACCUCUUGUCCAGAGAUUCCUGCGUCAAUUGUGCGAUGCGGUACAGCUCCAGGUAAGCAAGCUGCCUCUGCACUCGGAGCAACGCAGCAACAUUGGGAACUUCGACAGUAUCCUUCGACUAGCCGAGAACAAUGCCCGGCUGGAGGAGCCCAACGAGAUCAUUGCCACCGUCUUGAUGAAUAUCGCACGUCUGGGAGAGCUCAUUCUAUAUGCAGAGCAAGACCCUACCGUUCUCGCCUCCAAAGGCAACCGCAACUGUAUUCUGGGAUUCUGCACCGGCGAGGUGGCCGCUGCUGUGGCCGCCGUCGCGCAGGACACCAACGAACUUGUCGAGCUGGGAGUCGAGGUGACACACAUCAUCUUUCGCAUGGCCCGCGAACUCAAUCGCCGGUCUCUCAUGGUUGACCGUACCAACGGCCCCUGGGCCCGGACAAUACUGGGCAUUUCAGUCGAUCGCGUCCGGGAAAUCCUACAAGACUUCCACGAGAACCAGUCUAUUCCUCGCGCGCGACAAGUCUGCAUUGGCUUCGUCUCAGAUGGCUGGUUGACACUCUUUGGCCCUCCCACAACUCUGCAACGGCUUUUGGAAUGGUCGGCAGAGUUGGAAGACGCUCCGCAAAUCGACACUGACGCCCGCGGAGGCGUGCACAUGGAGACGUUGCCAGAAGUUGACCCGGAUCGGAUUCUUGGCUCAUCGCCAUGGCUGGACCGGGCCCCCGUGCACACGGCCACCAUAAUCUCGCCCUACACGUGCAAACCGCGGCAGCAGAAGACGUUGCGAGGGCUUCUGGAGGAAAUCAUUGCAGAUGUCGGGCAGAGGACGUUGAAUUUGGCCACGUCAAUGAACGCGGCUCUUGAGCUCGCACAGGCAGACAAGAUCCGUCUUGUCAUGCCCGGCUACACGAGCCACGACGUCUACUUUCAAAAAUUACUGCAAAAACGCGGCAUAGAGUAUUCCGUCAUGUCACACGGGGACCAUUUGUCGUCGGGUCCCAGCCGACAGGGUUCAGGCCUUGUGGCUGUCGUCGGCAUGUCUGGGAGGUUCCCAGGGAGCGGCGACAUCAACGCAUUUUGGGAGGGUCUUUUGGAGGGCAAAAGAUAUAUCCAAGAGAUUCCAAAUACACGAUUUGACCUGGAGCAAUGGUACGAUGCCACGGGAAAACAAAAAAACUCUACCAUGGCGCGGACAGGAGCCUUCCUUGACAAGCCGGGCAUGUUCGACAACCGCUUAUUCGACAUGUCGCCCAGGGAGGCCAUGCAGACAGACGUCCAGCACCGGCUGCUCAUGACAACCAGCUACGAGGCACUGGAGAUGUCGGGCUAUUAUCCCGAUGGCACGCUUUCGACAAACAAGGACCGCGUCGCCUCCUUCUUUGGCCAGACGUCUGAUGAUUGGCGAGAGGUGGUGGUCCACCAAGGGGUAGACAUCUACUUCGCCACGGGAAGCUGCCGCGCUUUCGGACCAGGCAGGCUGCACCACCACUUCAAAUGGGGAGGUCCGUCUUAUAGCGUCGACUCGGCCUGCUCUUCCAGCAUCGCAGCCGUCGGUUUAGCGUGCUCGGCGCUCCUCGGCCGCGAAUGCGACAUGGCUCUGGCUGGUGGAGGAUCCCUCCUCCUCUCCCCAUCACCCUUCUCGGGGUUAAGCCGUGGCGGUUUCCUGUCCGCUCAUGGAGGGUGCCAGACAUUCCACGACAAUGCCGACGGUUACGUCCGUGGAGAGGGAGUUGGCGUGGUCGUUCUCAAACGGUUGGAGGACGCGCUGGACGACCAAGACAACAUCCUCGGCGUCGUCCGGGGAUCCGGACGCAACUACAGCAGUGAUGCUUCUUCCAUGAUGCAUCCCUCGGCAAAUGCUCAGAAAAAGCUGUACUGCGAUGUGCUGGAGCAAAGCGGUGUAGAGGCCAACAGCAUCUCGUACGUGGAGAUGCAUGGAACUGGGACACAGGCCGGAGACUUUAUGGAAAUGUCCUCGGUCUUGUCAACUUUUGCAGAAAAGCGAGGCUCCGAUAAUCCGCUCAUUGUUGGGGCCCUCAAGGCAAAUAUUGGCCACGGGGAGGCUGCGGCCGGUGUUUGCGCUCUUAUCAAAACCCUCAUGAUGCUUCAGUCUCGACAGAUUCCCCCCCAGCCUGAUCUUCCUGGACCUAUUAACCACCGCUUUCCUGAUCUAGCAGCCCGUAAUGUAUACAUCGCGGCCCGCAAUAUGAGACUGGAGGCCAGUCCAGUGGCCAAGGGCACGCUACGCGUGUUUCUCAACAGCUUCGACGCCUCGGGAGGAAAUUCGUGCUUGCUGCUUGAAGAAGCUCCGCCACGAGCCGUCAAGGAUGCAGACCCUCGAGGUCACCACGUCGUGACGUUUUCAGCCCGUUCCCAGAAGUCACUUAUUAGCAUCAAAGAGAGAUAUCUGGCUCAUCUGCGCCAACAUCCGGGCACCAAACUGGCCGACUUGGCCUAUAGCACAAGCGCUCGACGCAUUCAUGGGUUAUUGCGGUACGCCAUCGCCGCAUCUUCCAUUGACGAGGUCGUGCAAUGCCUGGAGACGGAUCUCGCCCAGGGGAAAACACCACGUCAGCCUCCGGCAACACCGACGGUAGUCUUCACAUUUACCGGCCAAGGCGCACACUAUGUCGGCAUGGGGGCAAACUUGUGGGAGACGUCUGCCACAUUCCGCAAUACGCUCCACGACUACCAGACAAUGGCCAGCGCUCAAGGCCUCCCCCAUUUCCUGCAUCUCAUCACAGACAGCAGCACACCCGCGCCACAGUCAGGCCCGGAUACUGUGCAGGUACAGCUGGCCAUGGUAAGCUUGGAACUGGCCCUGGCCAAGCUCUGGCGCUCCUGGGGCAUCCAGCCAGCCAUGGUCUUGGGCCACAGCCUGGGCGAAUACGCGGCCUUGUGCGUGGCCGGAGUCUUGUCCGUGAGCGACACUCUGUACCUCGUCGCCAAGCGAGCACAAAUCAUGGCUGGAGCCCUGACGCCGCACGAAUACGGAAUGCUGGCUGUGAAUCUAAGCGUUGCUGACACGAGGGAAGUGCUCUCGUCUGGCCAGCAUACUUCCUGCGCCGUGGCUUGCAUCAACGCGCCCAAGAUGACAGUCGUGAGCGGCUUGCGCUCGAAGCUGGACGAUCUCCAGGACCAACUCAAGUCGGACGGCACCCGGUGCACUCCCCUAUCUGUUCCCUACGGCUUCCACUCAAGUCAGCUUGAUCCCAUCUUGGGCCAGUUCGAAGAGGCCUGCCAGGGCGUGACCUUUUCCGCGCCGAAUGUCCCGGUCGUUUCCACGCUCUUGGCUACGACAGUCCGGGAAGAAGGAACAUUCUCUCCGGAGUACCUGGCACGACAGGCGCGCGAACCCGUCGACUUUGUCGGGGCAUUGGGCGCGGUGCAAGAGCACAAGUUUCCCUCCCUGACCUUCCUCGAGAUUGGGCCCGAUCCCGUGUGCUCGGGUCUUGUAAAUGCUACGCUAGGUGCCGAUGAGGCUGCAUUGCGCUGCGUUGCCUCGAUGCAUCGCGGAAAGGCCAACUGGGCGUCGAUAUCGUGCAGCUUGAGGGAUCUCUAUACGGCGGGCGCCGCCAUUGAUUGGCCCGCGCAUCACCGGGAUUUCAAAUCAUCGGUAUCCCUGCUGGACCUCCCAAAGUACUCGUUUGACGAGAAGGAAUUCUGGGCGUCGUUCCCCGAUCGAGACCUUCAGACCAUUGGAGACGUCGAGACCAAGCACAGCCAGCCGCCUGCCAUUGUUCCCUCGGUACAGGGGUAUUGCACGACGACUCUGCAGCGGAUCACGAGGGAAACAAUCGAGCCCGAUGGGUUGUCGGUUACUUUUUCAUCAGACCUAGCAGACCAGCACCUACGUGCAGCAGUGCGAGGCCACGCCGUGGCCGAUGUGGAAAUUUGCUCCAGCAGUCUCCUCUUGGACAUGGCACUCUCCGCGGCCCAAUACGCCUACAUGAAGCAUUCUCCUGGUCAGAAGAUGCCAGUGCCAUUGACGGUCCGCAACUGCUAUUUCCACCGGGGUGUUGUCUUGACGGACAAGGCCCAGACCGUGGAAGUCACCGUCACUCUUACAUCCUCGGCCAAGACUGCGGAUAUCCGGUACCACUGCCGCACGCCGGACGAGUAUUACGAGGUCGGGGCCUGCCAGGUCGUCUUGAAGCCAGCAAGCAAACCAGACCAAGCUGGCUUCCUGGUUCGGUCCCGCAUGGCUGCUCUCAAGGCGUCCGCAAGUCACCGGCUAGGCAGACGCGCAGUCUAUCGAUUAUUCGACAACGUUGUGCGCUAUUCCGAACAGUACCAGGGGCUAGAAAAUGUCCACUUGUCAGAGGACAUGCAGGAUGCCGUGGCGGAAAUCAACAUGGCACAAGUCCCAGCCGCGGGCGGCCAUUACCUCCACCACCCAUUCUUGCUCGACUCGAUUGUUCACUUGUCGGGCUUCUUGGUGAACAAUGGGCUUCGCUAUUCCAGCGAGUGGGCUUGCCUUUCCACCGGCUUUGACGAGUGGCACCUGCUCAAGCCGCUUGAUCCCACCACUGUGUACACCAGCUACACCUUCAUGGAGGACUCUCGGUCGACGAGCAAUCUGGUAACGGGCGAUGUAUACGUCUAUGACGGAGAGGAGCUGGUCUCGGUGCUGACGGGGCUCCAGUUCCAAAAGAUGAAGAGGACGGCACUCACUCAUCUACUGAGCCCCCCGACAAUCGGCAACAUGGCCGCCAAGCCGAGUACACGUAUGCCAACCAUGGCACAAACGGAGCUGUUGCCGGUUCCUACUCCACCGGCUACAGCAAGUGUUGAUGAUGGCGAGGGGGAGAAAUUCGACUUGGUCAAUACACUGUUUUCCAUUAUUGCACGCGAAGUGGGCGUGGAGCCAAGCGACUUGGAGGGCGACGUCAACCUGGCGAAUUUGGGUAUAGAUUCCCUCAUGGCCAUUACCAUAAUUUCAGUCAUGCAGCAGGAAACAGGUGUCGAGUUGCCGGGGACCUUUUUCCUCGACAAUGCCACUACGACGGCAGUCAUUGCGGCGGUAGGGUAG